Messenger RNA from Struthio camelus australis, 5264 nucleotides. NCBI's taxonomy places the organism in Eukaryota, Metazoa, Chordata, Aves, Struthioniformes, Struthionidae. The record is from RefSeq and is a predicted model, not a curated record.
CCCGGCUCUCGCCCGUGGGCCGUGGCAAAGGUCGCUGGCGGUGCGCGGUGGGGCAUCCAUCCCCUCCGUAUGCGCUCUCCACUGCCGUUAAUAUUGCUGGCUUAAAGAUGAGAGAACGUCAAGAAUGUCGCGCAGAAGGCAGCUUCUUCUAGAAUCGCUUUAUCCUCAUCCUGGCUGGGUUGAAUUAGAUCCUGAAGUUCUUUGGAGCCACUUUAUCGGUGCGGUAAAAGAGGCUGUACAAGUUGCAGGACUUCACAUGAGGCAAAUUGCUGGUCUUGGCAUCUCAACCCAGAGGUCAACUUUCAUUACAUGGCACAAGAGGACAGGGAAACCUUUUCAUAAUUUUAUAAGCUGGCAAGACUUGAGAAGUGCCGAACUUGUGAAUUCCUGGAAUAGGUCCCUUCUGUUGAAGGUAGUCCAUGUUAUUUUUACAGUGCUUCAUUUCUUGACUGGAAGUGAUCGAUACUUGGCUCCAAGUGUUUUCACUUUUUCAACACAACAAGCUUCUAUGAAGUUGUCAUGGGUGUUUAAAAACAUACAUGAGGCUGAAGAAGCUGCCAAAAAAAAUAACUGCUGCUUUGGAACGGUUGACACAUGGUUACUGUAUAGGCUGACUAAAGGUUCUGUAUAUGCUACAGAUUACUCAAACGCCAGUUCUACAGGGCUUUUUGAACCCUUUACGAAAUGUUGGAACCCCACUUUGUCUAGGUUACUUUCCAUACCAAUGUCUAUUUAUCCUCCAGUGAAAGACACAAGCUUCAACUUUGGAUCAUCUGACUCUGAAAUUUUUGGGGUACCUGUUCCAAUACUGGCAUUGGUAGCUGACCAGCAGGCAGCCAUGUUUGGAGAAUGCUGCUUUCACCCUGGAGAUGUUAAACUGACUAUGGGAACAGGUGCUUUCUGGAACGUCAAUACUGGGGGGAAUCUCUUUGCAUCAUGGAGAGCCUUAUAUCCGCUGAUUGGUUGGAAGAUUGGGGAAGAAGUUGUUUAUUUAACUGAAGGCUCUAUAUCGAACAUUGGUACUGCCGUAAGAUGGGCACAGGAAAUAAAUCUUUUCACCAAUGUAGAUGAAACAGCAAAAAUGGCACGGAGUAUUGUUGAUUCUCAAGGCGUUUGUUUUGUUCCAAGUUUUCAGGUUCCUGUGAAUGAUCCGUGUCUAUGUGCCUCUUUCAUGGGGCUGAAACCUUCCACUACCAGAAACCAUCUUGUGCGAGCUAUAUUGGAGUCUGUAGCUUUCAGAAACAAACAGCUUUAUGAUAUCAUUAUGAAGAAGGUGCACAUUCCUCUUCGAACUAUUCGAGCUGAUGGUGGUGUCAGUAAUAAUAGCUUUGUCAUGCAGAUGACUUCUGAUUUGAUAAAUAAGAAAAUAGAAAAGCCUAUAAUUGCAGAUAUGUCUAGCCUUGGAGCAGCUUUUCUAGCAGGUCUUGCAUCAGGAUUAUGGACUGACAAAGAACAACUAAAGAAGCUGAGACGAGUAGAAGCAGUGUUUGAGCCCCAAAAGGACUCAGAAGAAUACAAAAUGGCUAUGGAUACUUGGACACAAGCAAUGCAGUACUCUCUGCGCUGGUAGAAAUAGACAUUUCAAUGAUGGAAAAAUCCAGGUGUUCAAACUAAUAUUUAUUAAACUUUGAAAUUAGCAGGACAAUAAAAAACGAAAUUUGUGAUGGCAUGUAUGCAUAAAGUUGUACGGUAUUUCAGUAACCCCCUUACUGCUAGAUUACUUACCACUCCAUAAUGCACCCCCGUAUCGUCCUUAUGACAGCUGUAGUCCAGCUGCAGCAUUUGUGUCCCUUCAGUGACCUCCUCUGGGUGGCCCAGCUGCUUGAAUCCUAUAACCAUGUACUGGAGAUGGGGAGGGUUUUCCUAUGAUGGGUUUUCUACUGAGGAACUCACCUCUCUUCCCAUUUUUUUUUUUUUUUUUUUUAGAAGUUUUGAUCAUCAGGGAAUGUCAACGAGUACAUAUACUUUUCUAAGUGUUUCUAAGAAAAGUAAAAUGACUGCUUGUGGGCUUUUUUUUUUUUUUGUGGUAGACUGGAUUGUGUAUAAAGAUACCUUCUCCAUAGACUGCUGUAAUGUUUUGGUUGACUUUAUAAGGAAGCAUUUGACCAAGCUGUGGGAUGACGUUCUUGUGGUGCCUAGGAAUAAGCACAAAGUUAAGAUGAAAUAAAACAAAAAACAAAAACAAAAAACUUUGUUCCAGGAUUUUGUAGCUGACAGUACCUAUCUAGUAGGUAGCUCAGUUUUUUAAUUUUAUAAAAAGAAAAAGUUACAUUUUUUUGUACUGUUAAUGCGAAUAUGUUAAAAGUAAUUACAGGUAGUCUAAUUUAUUCUAAAAAUCUGUAGUGUUAAUAUUUUCAAGCCCAUCAUCAAGUUCUACUAUUAUUAGCUAAUAAAGGGUCAAUUUUAUUUUUGAAGUUAUUAAUUUCUUUUAUUUUUUUUAAUAUAAUUAGUGUAGUUAAUUAUUUAUGCAUUUGUUUAUCACUAAUCUCCAAUCACUAUAAUUUGCUCAGGAGUAUGUGCAAAUCGGUUUCAAAACUGUAAAAUUAUUACACACUUUCAUUUCAAAAUGAUAGCAAUUCAAUCCAUGGGUGAUUGUGUUCCACAGACACUGGAGACAAGAAGUGCUUAUAUACUUAAUAUUAUCCAAGAGAGGUGGAACUAUCACCCACUUAUCCUUGAUGUGCUGAAACGUGGACGUUCAAAUCAUGUCCCGUUCGCCUGGUUUCUUUCAAAGUCACCUGCCAUGAGUUGGAGUACCUACUCUAACUGCAUUCUUCUUCAAACUAGACUGUGUUUAUCUGUCAUCCUUAGCUUAACUCACCUUUUAUUUUCUUCCUUAUUUUUCUGUUACUUCAUCUCCUUUUGUUUUUCUUUUUCUCCAAAAAUAAGGAAAGGUUUGCUAAUUCUAGAGUUCUUUCAGUCUGUGCUAUGUUCUGGCACUUUUUUAUUUUUUGUUUUUGUUUUUUUUCCUCCUGGUAUCUUUCAAAUUGAUUGGGACCAUGGGUCAGUGUGGCAACCCAUAAUGCAGUGUGCACUCUCAAGAGCAUAUACAUAAGCUGCCUUUACCUCCUUGAAGAGUCUUGCACUUUUGCCAAGCGUGGAGUCUGCGUAUACACAGGGCCUGGUUAUGGAAGGAAAGUAAGUUCUGCUCACAAGUAAUUUUUUCCUCAAGAUAAUAGCUAAAGCAUCAUUAAACUGAGCGUUGCUGUGAGCUCCAUGUUGCUGGCCCAGCCUUAUAACUCUUCUGAGACUUGGUAGGGAGCCCUCCCCACUAAGCAAAUCUUCAGUGAGUCAACCUGACUGUUCCUGUGGUUAUGAGCUGAGAUAUCCAGAGCAGCUGUAGUAAUGUGCUACUUAAUGUACAGCAGAUCUGGAUCAAGUUCUGGCUAAAGCUCAUCUUUCUUGAGAUCUUCUCUCCUGAACAUACUUAAAUGAGAAUCCUGACCUGAAGUCCGGAAAGGGGUCUCUUUGAUCUGUAGUCAUGCAGCAGACUGGUACCUAUAGAAAUUUCAAACUUUGCUUUUUGGACCAUGAAAAUGUGGUCAUCCAGACUCCAAGGCUUAUUAGCCUGUUGAUAAGGGCCCCUCUGCUCCUCGUUCUGGUGUAAGGAAAGAACACGUGGAACACUCGUCUGCUUCUACCCCAUGUCCAGCUUGUGAUUUGCUUUGUCAUCUCAGCCUCACUGCCAAGGAAAAUACUCAUUAUUGGCAAGUAGGUUUUAUUAAGCCAAACUGACCAGGGUUUGAGUCUGGCAUUUUGAGCAGAAGCUUGCGGCCUCAAUUUGCUGGUAUUCUAUGCUGUUAUGACUGAAGGAGCUUAGUUUCAUCAAGUCUACCUAUCAUCCGCUUAACGAAGGAUCCUUGACUUUUUAUCUUCGUUUCAUAAUUGUGUUUUUGCUGGGCUUGAUUAGGGUUCCCCUGCCCUGCUCACAGCCGAAGAUCUAAUGGCUGAUUAGAUCUAAGAUCUGAACAAUUCUGAGUUACUGCCAGAGGAGCCAAGUGAACAACUCGCCACGAGCCUUGCUACUGGACCUUUUCACUGUGGUGGUGUUCGCCUUUGCCGUAGCACAGCUAGCAAGAGGGAAGACACUCAAGCCCUUAAACAGUUUUCUUUGUCUAGGUAGUGUUCUGGAGGACCUGUUCAGAAUAAUUCUUUACAGCUGUGACUGUUUAAAUCUGAACCAAGACAUUUAACCUGUUUUUCCUUUCACUAGCCUCAGAUCUCUAAGGCAGAAACUUCACUGCAAAGUAAAGAUGCAGAAGGACCCUGUUAUGUUCACCCGCCAAACCUUUCAAAUGAUCUCUAAAGUUAUUGUUUCCACUGUGGAGAGGUUGAAAGCACUGAGUACACCUCUGAAACAGAUAACGGGGUGCUGUUAAGUCUGCCAAGAUGGAGCUGCCUUUAGAGAUAAGAGCAUCUACCGUAGCUUGCGAUGUGUAGCUACCCAAAGACUGAACAGACUAAUAGACAGUACGUCUUGAAGAACUUUAAUUACUGAAGAGUAAACGUCUUUUCUGUAUCUGUUACAAGAAAAAAUUGAUUUUACCCUUUCAGGAAGUUUUUAGUAUACUGAUACUUUAAUACCCUUUAAUUGCUAAUGAAUGUGAAAUAGGCUUUAAGCAAUUAGAUGUACUUUUACUGACCCUUUGCUGUCUCAAUUUUUGUUAGUAUUACUACAUUAAAAGGCAUUGAGACCAUUGUGUAGGCUCAUUAAUAUCAACUUUUAUUUAAAAUAUGAGAGCUGUUACUUGUCCCUUUUAACUUAAUUUUAGAUUCUGCCUUGGAGGGUGGUUUUCAUCAGUUUGGAAAGUGUAUGCAGUUCUACAUUUGCUAGCAGCCGAGUUUGAUAGUGAAGAUAAUAAUGCAAAAAUGGUAAACAUUACUAAUUUGUACUGUAAUAUUUUAAGAGGUGCAUCAUAUUUUGUCUGUCAAUGUUCUGCUUGGGACUGGGUGGUAACGCACUUAAAUUAGGCAUGCGAAGAUUGGGAAUUCAAUGGAGAGAUGUGCUAAUGAUCUCUGGGCAUUCUGCCUUCACAGGUUCACAUGGUGUUGAUGGAUAUAGAUAAAAUUGCCAAAUUGGGGUGAAAUUAUCAUGUGAGAUUACGUGACAUGAAAAAUCUCUCAAAUAUCUGCAACUAUUGGUUAAUUAUUGCAUGUCAAUAGGGCAGAUGAAAUAAUCUUCUGAUGGUAUAAAAUCAUUUUGCGUUGAGUAGGUGUGGUGUAAGUUUUCUCAUAUAAUUAAGAAAAGAAUCAAAUCAGCUAGU